Molecule: messenger RNA, 418 nt
Organism: Racocetra persica
Lineage: Eukaryota; Fungi; Glomeromycota; Glomeromycetes; Diversisporales; Gigasporaceae
Source: the annotation of a GenBank genome assembly
GAUUAAAAAUGCUUCAUGGCUGGUAUGCUCAUCCAAUACCAUAUAAGAUGACUAUUAAAGAUUUUUUUGAUAAACUCAUUAUAGGUGAAAUAUCUCCAGAAUGCAAUAUUUCUAUAGACCCCUCUGAAACGAUUGAUCAUAUUGAAUUAAGCCAAAUGUUAGACGCAGGUGCAACAACUAUUCAAGCUAGUCUUCAUUGUGAAAUAAUAGAGUCAACUAAAGCAUUUGGUUUAAAUACACAUUACUAUCUUAAAACUAGUGAUAUUGUAACUUCUCAUUUAGUGCCAUUAAACAAUAAACAAGUGUUAUAUAAUGAUAUAAUCGAAUGGAUUCAUCAAAAUGGUAGAGGGUGGUCUUCAAUUGAGGAUGCUGAUUCACAAGGAAAAAAAUUCGUUAGUUGUCUAUGUGAAGCAAUUUG